Messenger RNA from Apaloderma vittatum (bar-tailed trogon), 726 nucleotides. It is a transcript of the gene PACRGL, whose product is annotated as PARK2 co-regulated-like. Lineage: Eukaryota; Metazoa; Chordata; Aves; Trogoniformes; Trogonidae. The record is from RefSeq and is a predicted model, not a curated record. The transcript has 8 exons. The annotation marks the transcript as partial.
UGCCCCGUGUCUCCUCAUUUCUCUGCCCUACCUGCACUCCGGAGAGCGGGCACCCGGCAGGGCAUCCAAAUAAAACCGAAGACUGCAGCAUGUAAAAGCAAGACAUCUUUGCUCUGUUCUCCAGAACCUGCAAUUAAACCACAGUCAAAACCUAGUGACAAGCUGAACCCUAAAACUAUUGAUCCGUUCAGUGCUUAUUCUCGACCACCUUCUGCAUUUGCUGCUAUAUAUGCUAAAGGUGGCAUUCCAUGCAGGUUAGUGCAUGGCUCAGUAAAGCACAGACUGCAAUGGGAAUGCCCUCCGGAAACUGUUCCCUUUGAUCCUCUUCUUGUAACAUUGGCAGAGGGUCUAAGAGAGACGAAACAUCCCUAUACAUUUGUUUCAAAGGAGGGUUUUAAAGAAUUACUUCUGGUUGAAGGUGCUACUGAAAAAACAGUUCCCUUGUUGCCUCGUCUAGUUCCAGUGUUAAAGGCUGCAUUGGCCCAUUCAGAUGAUGAAGUAUUUGGAAGGGGACUGGAUGCUUUAAUUCAACUGAGUGCCGUUGUUGGCCCAUCUCUUAAUGAUCAUCUUAAGCAUCUACUCACCAAUCUUUCAAGGAGAUUAAUGGACAAGAAAUUUAGAGAAAAAAUUACUGCUGCUUUACAAAAGUUGGAGCAGUAUGGCGGAAAGGCAACUGUGGCUAUCAUCAAAUCUAAAAUUCCAACCUAUUGUUCUGUCUCCUCUUGA